UGCAGCCACAAUCAGGCAACCUUCAAAGCCCUGGGACUCCCAGACGUGGUGUAGGUCCAGGAGCUUCAAAUUUUGGGGGUGGGAUCUAUGGUCCAAAUGUUGGCGGCGGAGCUGAUUCACGAGAGUCUGGUUUCUUAGCUAAAUUAAACACUCUGUCACGUUCACGAAGGCGGAAACAAGAAGCUGAAGAGUUGGCAGCUGAAGCGCGGCAGGCUAUGGAGGACCCGUUACUUCCAGCUCCACUCGACCUCGGUACUGAUGGUUAUCAGCUGGCUGAGGGUGAAGAACGCUCUAUGAUAGAACCUCAGUCAAAAGAACAUCCAUUAGUUCAUGAAUUAUCAUGCUCACUUAUUGAAUGGAUUAAUACUGAACUUGUAGACGACAGAAUUUUAGUACGUGAUCUAGAAGCAGAUUUAUAUGAUGGACAAGUAUUGCAAAAACUAAUUGAGAAAUUAUUAAAUAUUAAAAUUAAUCAUCCAGAAGUAGCUCAGACUGAAAUAGGUCAAAAACAACGUUUAAAAAUUGUAAUUGAUGAAAUUAAUGGUGCUUUAGGCAUAUCACCUGUUCGUGCUGCCCAACUAUGGCCUGUUUCUGCUGUGUAUAAUCGGGAUUUAGUGGCUAUACUACGUUUAUUGGUGGCAUUAGUUCAUAAAUUUUCUCCAACCAUAAUUCUACCACGUAAAGUUCAACUUACUGUUUUAAUAGUUCGGAAAAUCAAUGGUAUCUUACAACAUAGACGUCAAAUUGAACCAGUUACUGAUGUUGGAGAUGAACAAGAUAAUACAGAAACUGAUCAUGAUGCUAUAGGUGCAUUGGUCGAUUGUGCCAUACCAGAACAACUGGCUUCAUUUCAACAAACUUUAAAGACAUUUGUUAAUCGUAAUUUAAAUAAACUGAAUCUACAUGUUACUGACUUGGAAAAUGAAAUGAGUGAUGGUGUCUACUUCAUUUUAUUACUUGGUUUACUUGGCAACUAUUUUGUUCCACUGCAUGCUUAUCACAUCACACCAACAACAGACGCUCAAAAGUUGGCUAAUCUUCAGGUUGCCUUUCAAUUGGCUCACGAUGUUGAAGGUAUUGACUUAGAAUAUAAUCAACCUGAAAGUGUAUUACGUCACGACUUAAAAGCAACAUUACGUUUAUUAUAUACAUUAUAUACUCGAUAUGGUGAUAUUCAAUAAGAGAAAAAGAAUUUAUGUGUGAAUGAAUCUGUAUGCAUCCGUUAACUAGUCAUUUCUUUUUUAUGCUGCAUUAUUAUUUUGUUGCAAGAGGCAAAAUGCAUUUACUUUUCUUGAUUACCGUGUGAUUUUUCUUAAAGAUAAUCCGUAUUCAUCAUUCAGUUUAUAAAUGGUAAUAUUUUUUGUUCAAUUUUUUUCUCUCAUGAACCAGUUUAUAAAUUUUCGGCUUUAUUUGCUUUUAUUAUGGAUUUGACAAAAAGAACAUUAUGAUUAGUUUGUGUUAAUUAGGAGACUGUGUAUAUCAUGUUAUACACCAAUGAAUAUAAACUGAAGUACUGAUAUUAAAACUUAUGCAGUAUUAAGGCUAAAAGGUACAUGAAUGUAAAAUAUUUUGAGUGUAAAAUCAUUGACUGGUGAUGCAACGUUGUAUCUUUUUGUCACUAUCCUCCCAUGUUUUACGUUGUUAGUGUAUAAUAAUAAUAAUAAUAAUAAUAAUAAUAA
Messenger RNA from Schistosoma spindalis, 1679 nucleotides. The record is from the annotation of a GenBank genome assembly. Lineage: Eukaryota; Metazoa; Platyhelminthes; Trematoda; Strigeidida; Schistosomatidae.